Molecule: messenger RNA, 1626 nt
Organism: Papaver somniferum (opium poppy)
Lineage: Eukaryota; Viridiplantae; Streptophyta; Magnoliopsida; Ranunculales; Papaveraceae
Product: homeobox protein knotted-1-like 1
Exons: 6
Coding region: 374-1360 (328 amino acids)
Biological process (GO): regulation of DNA-templated transcription
Cellular component (GO): nucleus
Molecular function (GO): DNA binding
Source: RefSeq, a predicted model, not a curated record
GUGCCUUGCAUCCCGCAUUUCUGUUGUGUAGAGCCAUUCUAAACAUUCCUUUGAAUUAGCGAGAGUUCACUGCACUCGGCACAGUUCCAAGGGACUCUUAAUGCGCUGAUCAUGUUCUUAGGGCCUAGAAAGCAUAUAAUCAUUCUAUACAGACCCAUAUUGUUCAGUUUCCUUAGCAAUACUGAGACUUAUAUUGUGACUUGUGAGUCAUAUAAAUGCAAAAUUGAAGGCAGCAGUUAACGCGGAGUGCAUACUAUAUGUGUACUUGCUCAUUUAGUAGUAAUUUCUCACUUUUGUGGUACUUUUCGGCAUUCAUUACUUUCUAUCGGUUCACCGUCGCAGUGUCCGUACAUGCUAAACACGGUUGUUCUUUAUGGAAGAUAUGUUCUAUGGAAUGAAUUCUACUGCUCCGACCUUCGCUUCCGUAUUAGAAGGUUUUUGUGCGAAUAACAGUAUCAUUAACAAUGAUAACGAUCAUCAACUACUGUUGGAAGAAUCUAUGAGAAUGCUGAUCAGCACAGAGACAUCAAUGAUCUUUGGAUCUAAUGAUCACAAUGAUGAGGUAUAUGAUGCUAUCAAAGCAAAGAUUGCUAGUCAUCCUCUUUAUCCAAGCUUGGUACAUGCUUUUCUACAAUGUCGUAAGGUCGGGACACCACCAGAGACAUGUUCGCUUAUUGACAAGGUCUCCAUCCAGCAGCAGCAACAACGUACUUUUAUUACUAGCGGUGAUAAUUACCCUGACCCUACCGCUAACCCAGAUUUUGAACUCGACCAAUUCAUGGAAUUAUACUGCCUGGUUUUACGCAAUUACAAGGAUGAAUUGUCCAAGCCAUUCAAGGAAGCAACGACUUUCUUGACCGAUAUCGAAAGACAGCUUACUACACUGCUACUUUAUAGUGACACUACAUCAACCACCUUGACAACUACUACUGCUACUUCUUCCUUCAAUUAUCCUCCGGCAACUACCACAAUGUCUUCGGAAGAAGAAAGCUGUUAUUCUUUGGAAGCAUUAAAAAGUGGUACCAGUGAAUUAAAUGCUAUGUCGUCUAUGUACAUCGGGGCAGAUAGGGGGCUUAAAGACAUCCUCCUGAACAAGUAUGGUGGUUAUCUUUGUGAUCUCAGGAAAGAGUUUACCAAGAAAAGAAAGAAAGCAAAACUACCCAAGGAUUCCAGAACCACAUUGCUAGACUGGUGGAAAACCCACUCUAGAUGGCCUUAUCCCACGGAAGAGGAGAAAAUGAAGUUAAUUGAAGAGACUGGACUAGACCAUAAACAGAUUACCAACUGGUUUAUCAACCAGAGGAAACGACAUUGGAAGCCAUCUGAAGACCCACACUUUCAUCGGUUGCUCUCAUCAUGAAUGGCUGGGUAGCUACAAUAGCAACGUAAAACAAUUUUUAUCCGAGCAUGGAAAAUCAACUUACUUGCAGAUAUAUGAAAGGGAAUUCCACAAAAAAUAUUGUUCACUUUCUUAAUUUUCCAGAUAAAUUCUAAUCAAUCUUCUGAUACCUAAAGUCAAAUAACCCUAUGAAAUUUGAAACGACAUAUAGAGAAAAUAUGUUCCAAGGCUUGUUUUUUUCUGCAAAGUCAGAACUUACAAAUGAUGCGACACUAAGGACUAGAUGU